Fusarium odoratissimum NRRL 54006 is the source of this 2646-nucleotide messenger RNA. RefSeq lists its product as uncharacterized. The coding region runs from base 133 to 1017 and encodes 294 amino acids. NCBI's taxonomy places the organism in Eukaryota, Fungi, Ascomycota, Sordariomycetes, Hypocreales, Nectriaceae. The transcript is spliced from 4 exons. Gene Ontology annotation, biological process: intra-Golgi vesicle-mediated transport; endoplasmic reticulum to Golgi vesicle-mediated transport; retrograde vesicle-mediated transport, Golgi to endoplasmic reticulum. Gene Ontology annotation, molecular function: structural molecule activity; protein binding. The record is from RefSeq and is a predicted model, not a curated record. Gene Ontology annotation, cellular component: COPI vesicle coat.
GUGGAAAGGACAGACUACGACCGGCCCCACCAUUCCCUUGGGAUCUUAAGCGCAUCCAAGGUGUUCUCAAGGGACGUUUUCAGGGACAACAGUUAUCCGCAUACAAAAGACAUUUCCAAAGCGUUAACCAAAAUGGACCCCUACUCGACCGAAGGCGAAUUAAUCAACAUUCACAACCAUUUCCACCAGGGCCAGUAUCAGGAAGUUAUUGACUUUGAUACCUCUUCCUUCUCCCCUGACAACGCUCUGCCCGCGCGCAUUCUUGUCCUCCGAGCUCGAUUGGCUCUUGGACAGGCAGAAGAUGUUCUCGAUGAUGUGAAGGGCGAUUCUCAGCCUGAGCUCCAGGCUCUGGGUGCUCUUGCUGAGUUCAAAUUGGGCAAGGCCGAUUCUGCAGUGCAGACGAUCGAGAAGCUGGCCUCUUCAGCUGCCGACAACACAACGGUCCAGGUUAUCGGAGGAACGGUUCUCCAAGCUGCUGGAAAGUCUGAAGAGGCUCUUGCUCUUCUCACUCAACAUCAGGGAAGCCUUGAUGCUGUCUCUCUUAUCGUCCAGAUCCAUCUGCAACAAAACCGAACCGACCUCGCCCUCAAAGAAGUAUCUGCUGCAAGGCGAUGGGCUCAAGAUAGUCUCUUGGUCAACUUGGCCGAGUCGUGGGUUGGAUUAAGAGUCGGUGGUGAGAAGUACCAGCAGGCGUUCUACGUCUUUGAGGAGCUCGCCCAAGCUCCCUCGACCUCAUCAAUUCGAAGUCUUGUCUCGCAAGCUGUCUGCGAACUGCACCUCGGCCGAACAGAAGAAGCCCAAGCUGCUCUCGAACAGGCCCUGGAGAAGGACGCUGAUAACGCCGACGCGAUUGCCAAUCUGCUGGUUCUCAAUGUUAUUUCCGGCAACCAGUCCGAUGAAUUUGCACAGAAAUUAAGGAGCGUCAAGCCUGACCAUCAAUUCUUGGCCGACUUGGAAGAGAAGAGCGCUCUUUUUGAUAAGGCUGCCACAAAGUAUAGCCCCAAGGUGUCGGCAUGAUUUGGGCUAGGCGUAUCAAUUGCUAAAAUUAAUGGCGGGCGCAUUAUUCAUAGAGGAUUGGACCCCCUUGGCAAUGAUUAUUGAGCUCUCGAACGUAUUUUACCAUGUUAACCAACAGCACGUCCGAGUCACGGAGAGCAUCAACGGGAAGGCGAAGACCAUCAAAAUAUAUCAGGACCUUUUACUGCAAAGAAUUAAACUUAACACUGGCAAGGGUAUAUACAACCAUUUGUGUGUGGACUUGUAAUUCUUAACCUUCUGAUCGAGGAGUGUUUCCUGGAUAUGGGGUAAGCUAUUAUUGCAAGAUCUGGCAUGGUUCCGAAGACCACUUUGUCGAGAUAGACCGUCUUUUUGUCCAUUGGCUAAAGUACCGAGCCAUGCGGCGAAUGAUCAUCGAAUGUUCUCAACACGCUGAAUCUCCAAAAUAUAUAUCAUCCAUGAUAUCGUCACGAGACACUAGUAGGGAUACCUACUAGUUAGGAGUCCACAUUGCUAGAUCCUGCUUAGUUGGUCGCACCCAGGAACAGGAUGCAUUGCUAAAACAGGCUCAGAAUGCACAAGGGGAUAAUUUAUUCGGGUGAGCAGGCGUGUUACCUCGCUCAAAAGUUCAGAGACUAGAGCAUCCAUAUCAUAAAAGGGCCCUUCGUUCUUUCUAUGCCGUCAAUCCUAAGCCCCGUGAUGAAAAGAGAACAAGUCUCAUGUACCCAUGUCAUAAAGCAUCAUGACGGCCCACACGAAACUCCCGAAUUUCCCAACCAAGAUGUCAUCAUCAUUCGCUAACGCUCGACUCGGCUCUGAAGCCCUCUUACAAUUUCUUUUGGCUAAGCAUUGGACGCAAUUGCUCAUUUCUUCUUGUUGGGGAACUUGGGAGCGCCAAUGUCGCUGCCUCGCAGCUUGACAUUGAGCACUCGCUCCAUGGCGCCGAGCACCUUCUGAUCGGGGGCGGCAGUGCCUCGCUCGAAGUCGGCGACGAUAGCCUGGGUGGUGUUGCAUCGGGUAGCAAGAUCCUUCUGUGUCAUCUUGGGCUCAACUUGCUGACGAGCCUUGGAGAUAACAUCGCCAACAGUCUUGCCGAUGGUGUUGGGCUUGAUGAUGUCGUCGGAUCGAUCGACUUUUGUCAUACGCUGACCCUCUGGUGCAGAACCCUGCAAAAUGGUUAGUGUGUGCUACAGAGAGACGAUGGCUGUACGUACGGCAUUGGCAGAAGAGUACUUCUUCUCGGUAGUGAGGCCGCCAGCCCGUUGGGCAGCGUUCAGAGCAGCCUUUCCUCGAACAACAGUCUCUCGCUGGGCAGCGCCGGAGCCACGGGUGCGGCUACCAAUCUUGGUGGUGGUAUCCCAGUCAUCCAUUUUGAAGAUAUGAAGUUUUGUCGAAAGAAGAUGUGUGUUUUAGAGCGAGGUUUGACUCGAUGUGACGACGUGGAAGAAGUGUUAUUUGUUGAGUAUGUAAGAAUGGAAUAUAGAUCAAGCUGAAGUUCUGGGCGACAAAGAAUUUAUGGGGAUGGUGAUGGAAUGGGUGGAGGGGUUUAGGCUUGGACUUGGGUCACUGAGUCAAUCGGCGGGGGACUAUAAUUGGCACCGUGCAUCGGUGGCCUCUCUUUGCAUGCGCCUUGUUAUCCCAGCGGUAAGG